Gloeophyllum trabeum ATCC 11539 is the source of this 610-nucleotide messenger RNA. RefSeq lists its product as uncharacterized. Bases 1 to 468 code for a protein of 155 amino acids. The record is from RefSeq and is a predicted model, not a curated record. The transcript is spliced from 3 exons. NCBI's taxonomy places the organism in Eukaryota, Fungi, Basidiomycota, Agaricomycetes, Gloeophyllales, Gloeophyllaceae.
AUGCGCUACGCCCUCGCCCUCGUCGCCGCUGUCCUCGCCAUCGUCCCAUCGAUCCACUGCCAGUCUGUCGCGAUCGGGUACCCGCCCGCCGGGACGACCGUCGCACCGGGGUCCAACUUUACCGUCCAAGUCGACAAACCCAACUCCCUCACAGGCUCCACCGACGUCUCCCUCAUCAUCGCCCUCCACGCCUGCACGACCAACGCAUCCGGCGCCCUCGCCUGCACCUCCCCCGCGGAGGAGAUGGGCACGAUCCUCUACAGCGGCCCGUACGCCCCGCAGUACACCAACGCGAGCGGCACGGGCGAGAAGCCGCCCCACCAGAACUUCUCCGUCGCCGUCCCGGCUACCGGGUUCGACGGAGUGGCGUUGUUGAGCGUGGGGCAUGUUGCGCUGGUCGGGGCUGGGAACUCCCCCAUGUUCGAAGUCGUCUAUGUCGACGUCCAAGUCGCUUCGUCCUCUGAUUGAUCCCGCUCCGCCAUCAUAUCCUCAGCGCUCUACUUGCCCGUGUGUCGCAUACCUGUCAAAUGUUGUACCACUAACCCUUCCCUUCCUCCCUUGCUCACUGUACGACUACAACCCUGUGCAACUGUAUCCCUACCCGUUUUGC